Porites evermanni is the source of this 309-nucleotide messenger RNA. The record is from the annotation of a GenBank genome assembly. Lineage: Eukaryota; Metazoa; Cnidaria; Anthozoa; Scleractinia; Poritidae.
AUGGCACGAGGGGUUUUUAACCUUUUACAAAAAGAGAUUCUUGGCAGAACAAGGUAUGGUGUGGAAGUUGAAGAGAAGCCAGGGUCAGUUAAAAUUACUUUUUUCUGUCUGAGAAGGCUAUGUCAUUUAUUUGACCAAUUUGAAGACUGUGGUGAAUUUAUCAAGCAGCUAGGCGAAGGAAAGGGACAAAGCAAGCUCAUUGUCAGUGAGGACAAAAAAGGAGUGAUGACCUACAAUGAAAAAGCAGAGUGUCUGCAAGCAAAAUUCCACUAUGGCUACAGGAAUUCGUUUGGCAUUAGGCAACACUGA